AUGGGUAUCUGGGACGCAUUUUCCGAAAUUGUCGAGGCCGUGACGCCCUGGAGCGUCGUCGAGGCCGAGGCUCCUGCCGCGGCUCCUCAGGAGGAACCUGUCGAGGAGGCCAAGGAAGAGACCAACGAGGAGGGCAACGAGGAAGCCGAGGCCGAGGACGCUGAGAAGGAGGAGGAAGAGGAGUGCAAGCAGUCCAAGCAGUGCUCCGGUCCUAAGCACCACUUUGACGACUGCGUCGAGCGCGUCCAGCAGCAGGAGAGCGACGGCGAGGCCAAGGAGGACUGCGUCGAGGAGUGUACGUUGGCCCCCUCUCGAGUUGAUUCGCGACGGCGGCUUGUCGCGCGCCAACCCGCCGCUACGAAGAAAGUCAUGCGCUAA
Molecule: messenger RNA, 378 nt
Organism: Cordyceps militaris CM01
Lineage: Eukaryota; Fungi; Ascomycota; Sordariomycetes; Hypocreales; Cordycipitaceae
Exons: 3
Coding region: 1-378 (125 amino acids)
Source: RefSeq, a predicted model, not a curated record